AUGAAGCUAGAUGCAACCAAGUACGAGCUCUUGAACCCGAGUGAUGAUAAGUUUCUUAGAGACACCAUUUUAUCUUUCAUUCUCGCGGGGAGAGAUGCCAUUUCUUCUGCUCUCACUUGGUUCUUUUGGAUUUUGUCCGUAAACCCUCAAGUUGUCACCAAGAUUCGCAAAGAGAUCAACACAACUUUACCAAGAACAAGUGGCCAAAAGAGGGCAUGUUAUGAUGAUGAUGAUUCUAUUGAGUUCUUGAACAAACUGGUGUAUUUAAGUGGCGCCUUGUAUGAAGCGAUGAGACUAUACCCUCCGGUUCCAUUCGAGCGCAUGUCUCCAGUAAAACCAGAUGUGCUUCCAAGUGGGCAUAAAGUCGACGCAAGUAUGAAGAUUUUAAUCUUUCUUUACGCGUUGGGGAGGAUGGAAGCGGUAUGGGGACAAGACGCAUUGGAAUAUAAGCCAGAGAGAUGGGUCUCAAAGACUGGAGUGUUGGUAGAAGAGCCUUCUUACAAGUUCUUUGCGUUCUUUGGUGGACCAAGAGCUUGUCUUGGUAAGCACUUAGCUAUGAGAGUAAUGAAGAUGGUGGUCGUGGAGAUAUUACAAAACUAUGAUUUUAAAGUUGUCGAAGGUCAAAAGAUUGAACCAGCUCCUGGUCCUAUUCUUCGCAUGAAGCACGGUCUUAGAGUCAAACUUACUAAACGAUAUCCGUUAAAAGAAUAUAAAGUCCUAUGA
Messenger RNA from Microthlaspi erraticum, 723 nucleotides. The record is from the annotation of a GenBank genome assembly. NCBI's taxonomy places the organism in Eukaryota, Viridiplantae, Streptophyta, Magnoliopsida, Brassicales, Brassicaceae.